UGCUAACUGCGCUACUACUGCAAAAAGUCAGUUAGUGAUGGAUGAUGGAGCUUCUCAAGAACUCGCUGAAUGAUUUGAGAAAAGAUGAACUUAAAGAGUUUCAGUGGCACCUGAGGAAUGAUUAUAAGUUUCCAGCUUCUGGACUGGUGGAAGCAGAUGUCUUAGAUACAGUAGAUAAGAUGGUGGAGCGUGAGAAACAAGAAGGAGCUGUGAACAUCACACUGGACAUCCUGAAGAAGAUAAACCAGAACCAGCUGGCUGAAGAACUAGAGAAAAAACUCAAAGUAAAGAAAGGUGCAGUUGACAGUAAAGCUGUUGAUGUAGAUUACAGUGACUUCAGCAACAAACUGAAGAAGUUAUUAAAACAGGAUUAUGAGAAAAUAUUGGAUGGUAAUUCACACCAGAAUACAUACUUGACUGAUAUCUACACUGAUCUCUACAUAGUGAAGAAUCACACUGGUGGUGUAGUGAAUGAACAUGAAGUGAGACAGAUUGAAUCAAACAGAACUGCUGCUGAGGACACGUCAGUCAUGUGUAAUGACAUAUUUAAAGUCCAGCGUGAUACAGGUCGACAAAACAGAAAAGUGCUGACGCUGGGCAUUGCAGGUGUGGGUAAAACUGUCUCUGUCAGUAAAUUCAUCCUUGACUGGGCUGAAGGAAAAGAAAAUCAGGAAAUCAUCUUUAUUUUUCCUCUGGCCUUCCGUGAACUGAAUCUGAUUUCAGUGAACCGCAGUCUAAUGGGAUUGAUUAAUAAAAAGUUCUUUGGUUCUGAAAAUCAACUGUCCUCACUGCCUAAAGAAGAAGGUAAAGUGAUGUUCAUCUUUGAUGGUCUGGACGAGUGUCGCUUCUCUUUGAGCUUUAAGAACAGAGAGGGAUUUACAGAUGUUACUAAAGAAACUACAGUGGAUGUCAUAAUAACAAACCUGAUCGAGAAAAAUCUGAUUCCCUCUGCUCUCAUCUGGAUCACCUCCAGACCAGCAGCAGCCCAUCUGAUACCUCCAGAACACAUUGAUCAGGUGACAGAGAUCAGAGGAUUCAACGAUGAGCAGAAGGAGAAAUACUUCACCAGAAACAGCAAACCUGAGAUGUCAGAGAGAAUCAUCUCACACAUCAAGAGAUCCAGAAGUCUGCACAUCAUGUGUCAUAUUCCCGUCUUCUGCUGGAUCUGUCUCAGUGUUCUCCAGCCUCUGAUGAUGACUCAAGAGAAUCUGCAAAGUAUUCCUACAACUCUCACAGGGAUGUACAUCUACUUCUUACUCUCCCAGAUGAAACAGAUGAAAGCAAAAAAACAAAGUGACAAUCUCCCUCAGUCUUUUGAAGAUGUUGUUCUGAAGCUCGGGAAACUGGCCUUCACACAGCUUCAAAAAGGAAAUCUGAUUUUCUAUAAAGAAGAUCUUGAGGAAUGUGAGCUGUAUGUCGAUGAUGGUAUAGUUUUCUCUGGGUUAUGCACUCAGAUGUUUCAGGCAGAAAAGCCAGUUUCUGGUAGAAAGGUCUUCAGUUUUGUACAUCUCAGUGUUCAGGAAUUCCUCGCUGCUCUUUACGUGCUUUUCAUUUACAAAAACAGAAAAACAAACCCAUUCCCUCUCACUCUUGGAGACAAAAUAAAGAGGACAUUCAAGAAAAAUUCACUGGUUGACCUUCAUAAGACUGGAAUUAAAAAUGCUCUUCAGAGUAAGAACGGACACCUGGAUCUUCUCCUGCGGUUCCUCAUGGGUCUCUCUCUGGAGUCAAAUCAGAAUGAGCUGAAAGAUCUUCUGCCCUCACUGAACAUCACAGCAGAAGACAUGAGACAGACUUGUAAAUAUAUCAAACAGAAAAUUAAGAAUGAAGAAUCAUCAGAGAAGACCAUCAAUCUCUUCCACUGUCUGAAUGAACUGGGAGAUGAUUCACUGAUCACAGAAAUCCAGAAGUAUCUGAAUUCAGAAGGUCUUUCAGCACGUAAGCUCUCUUCUGGUCAGUGGUCUGCUCUGGUGUUUGUGCUGCUGAUGUCUGAAGAGACUCAAGAGAUGUUUGAGAUGCAGAAAUACAGAAGAUCUGAUGAAGCAGUGAUUCGACUUCUGCCAGUGAUCAGAAACACCAGAAGAGCUCUUCUUCAGAACUGUAAUCUGACUGAUGAGUGUUGUGAAAGAUUGUCUUCAUGUCUACAAUCAUCAACGUCUCUGAGAGAGCUGGACCUGAGUAACAAUGAUCUGGAGGAUUCUGGAGUGAAGCUGAUCUCUGAUGCUCUCAAGACUCACAACUGUCAACUACACACACUGAGAUUUUCGUUGUGUAAUGUGACUGAAGAGUGUUGUGUAAGUUUGUCUUCAUGUCUACAAUCAUCAUCGUCUCUGAGAGAGCUGGACCUGAGUAACAAUGAUCUGAAGGAUUCAGGAGUGAAGCUGAUCUCUGGAGCUCUCAAGACUCACAACUGUCAACUACAAACACUGAGAUUGUCGUUGUGUAAUGUGACUGAAGAGUGUUGUGUAAGUUUGUCUUCAUGUCUACAAUCAUCAACGUCUCUGAGAGAGCUGGACCUGAGUAACAAUGAUCUGAAGGAUUCAGGAGUGAAGCUGAUCUCUGAUGCUCUCAAGACUCACAACUGUCAACUACACACACUGAGAUUGUCGUGGUGUAAUGUGACUGAAGAGUGUUGUGUAAGUUUGUCUUCAUGUCUACAAUCAUCAACGUCUCUGAGAGAGCUGGACCUGAGUAACAAUGAUCUGAAGGAUUCAGGAGUGAAGCUGAUCUCUGAUGCUCUCAAGACUCACAACUGUCAACUACACACACUGAGGUUAUCAGGUUGUAUGGUGACAGAUGAAGGUUGUUGUUCUUUGGCUUCAGCUCUGAGUUCACAGUCGUCACACCUGAGAGAGCUGGAUCUGAGCUACAAUCACCCACAACACACAACACUUCAGCUGCUCUCUCACACACUCAAUGAUCCAAACUACACAAUCAAUGUGAGUCAUGGAGGAGAGACAAGAAUUAGAGCAGGACUACACAAAUAUGUUUGUGAUCUCACACUGGAUCUAAACACAACACACACUAAACUCAAAGUGUCUGAAGAGAACAGAAAGAUCACACGUGUGAGAGAGCGUCAGUCGUAUCCUGAUCAUCCAGACAGAUUUGAUGUGUAUCCUCAGGUGUUGUGUAGAGAGAGUCUGACUGGAUGGUGUUACUGGGAGACUGAAUGGAGCGGAUCAUUUGUUCAUAUAUCAGUGUCAUAUAAAAGCAUCAAGAGGAAAGGAGAGAGUUAUGAUUGUGUGUUUGGAUUCAAUGUAAAAUCAUGGAGUCUGUUCUGCUCUGAUGACACAUUCACUGCAGUUCACAAUAAUAAACAAACACACAUUAGUGUUUCUCCAGGUGUGUGUAAGAGAGCAGGUGUGUAUGUGGACCAGUCGGCCGGCACUCUGUCCUUCUACAGCGUCUCUGACACACACACAAUCACACACUUACACACAUACUACACAACAUUCACUGAGCCUCUCUGUGCUGGAUUUGGUGUUUAUGAAUGUAACUCCUCAGUGUGUCUGUGUGACAUAAACAGCCUCUAUAGAGCCUCCUGUUAAACACAAGAGAGACACACAAAACCACAUGAGUAAUUACACAAAUACUGUUAAAUCUUUCUCUUCUGCUUUCUUUCAUCUGUACAUUAUGAUCUGUGUGCGUGUGUGUGUGUGUGUGUAUAUGUGAGAAAUCAAAGAAAUCACAAUAACUGUCAAUAAUGAGUAAAUAUAUAUAUAUAUAUAUAUAUAGAUUGUCACGUCAGACUCUUAGUCACUAGUUUGUUUCCAUUAGAGACAAAAGUUUUUGUGUGAGUGGAGGAAGAUUUUCUUUGCAGUUGCUUGUUUCUUGUCACUGAUGUGAAAGUUCUCAUGAACAAGAGAAGAUUCAUGUUGUGUAAAUCAUGCAUUGGUGC
Triplophysa dalaica is the source of this 3898-nucleotide messenger RNA. Its product is annotated as NACHT, LRR and PYD domains-containing protein 3-like. Gene Ontology annotation, molecular function: protein binding. The record is from RefSeq and is a predicted model, not a curated record. NCBI's taxonomy places the organism in Eukaryota, Metazoa, Chordata, Actinopteri, Cypriniformes, Nemacheilidae. The coding region runs from base 42 to 3548 and encodes 1168 amino acids. The transcript has 10 exons.